Paraglomus occultum is the source of this 1164-nucleotide messenger RNA. The record is from the annotation of a GenBank genome assembly. Lineage: Eukaryota; Fungi; Glomeromycota; Glomeromycetes; Paraglomerales; Paraglomeraceae.
AUGGCAAGAGAGCCUGCAAUCGUGAAAUUCUGUGACGACAGAGACGGCGUCGUCGUGGUGGUUGAAGCAAUUUCAGAACGUCAUUAUAAGCUGUUGAGAGGCACACAAGUUUUGCGAGACAGCAUUACACAAUUUAAGGGUAACCAUGUACGCUUUACGGACGACUACUUGGAAAAACUGCAGUCCGAGCCAGAUUCCUCACAAACACUAUUAUCGAAAGAUGUUUCGCAAAGAGUGCCUCGUAAUCUUGCGCCUCUUCCACAAGAAUUACUCUAUGAAAUCAUGACCUAUCUUGCCAACGAUUACUUUACGCUUCACAAAUGCAUUCUUGCAUCCCACGCUCUCGCAUACUCUGCGAUUCAAUUUAUGUAUCGCGAUCCAUUCUCUCUCGUGUCUGACCGACGUAGAGCCAAAUUGAUUUGGUUGCUUGUACAGUACCUGACAGACGAGGAACGGACGACGGCCAUGUAUUGCGACAGGUUGGUGAUUCAAGGAAGCCGACCGUGUUUACCGUACGCAAAUUUUAUACAAGUUUUGGAUGAUGUCAAAAUAUUUGAUGCAUGCGGAGCAUUUUAUGCAAACAGAAAAAGGCCUUAUGUACCAAGACAAUUAAUUUUGAGAUUGAUGGCUGUUUGUACGAAAUUGAAGGAGUUAUCCCUUGUUAACGUAUGUUGGAUUAAAAGAUUCGACGUAUUCGGAAAAGUCGGGCCGCAAUUGACGUUCUUUAGGUUUGGUUCUGUUGACGUAAAGCAGGCUACUUCCGAUACACUACGGAAAGUUCAAAUCGCAAUAUGUUUGUGUUUAACGCAACAGACGCAGUUGCAGAGGCUAACUAUCGAACUUGUCAAAGGCGCUAUGAGUAGCUUCUUAGCUACUAUUAUAGAGUUGAUAAAAGCUUCUGGAAAGCCUAAUGUCAUUACAUUCCGUGCCUGUGUUUUUGAACGAUCAUCAAUAGUGCUGUUGAGGAGGUUGGUGGAGCAGCUGGAAGCUGUUCAGUUUUCAAAAUGCGCGGGAAUCACAGAAGACAUUCUUACUUAUUUAAGGCAAAAUAUGUAUACUUUGGGUCAUCUCUCGGCAAAGCGUCAAGAUGACGCGUUUUAUAUUACGUGUUCCUGUGCUAAAAAUGCGAAUUUCAAAUUUCCCAGGAAAAAACGGAGACGGUGA